Molecule: messenger RNA, 1263 nt
Organism: Drosophila persimilis
Lineage: Eukaryota; Metazoa; Arthropoda; Insecta; Diptera; Drosophilidae
Exons: 3
Coding region: 92-820 (242 amino acids)
Source: RefSeq, a predicted model, not a curated record
AAAUCAAGAAAAAUUCAACAAAGAGUCUGACUACUCUUAUGUUCGGUCCGUAAGCCGGAAGGUUCAAGUCUUUCGUGUUGAAGAUUUCUAAAUGGUGAAAACCUUGCUCUUGCCCCCGGUAAUCACAAGUUUUAUCAAGAUGAGCAUGCGCACACGUGCGUUAGUCUUUUCCACAUUUUUUGGUAGUUGCCUGGCCAUUGGGCUGCUACUUGUUAGCAUGACCACAAACCACUGGGUACGAGCCAACCCGCGAAGACACACUUCAUCAAAAGCUAAGGGCGAUGUCAAUUUUGGCCUUUUCUAUGGGAACCAGCACCUAGAUCUCGGAUUUGGAGUACGGACCUAUCCAGUUGAUGUUUACACCUUUAUUCGAACUGAGAACGGCGACACAAGCUUUUGGCUUUGGCUUCUUACGACUUUGGGCACUGGAUUUGGCCUCUUAGCCUGUGCCGUGGCUGCCAUUGCUGCCGUCCUAAAGUCUGCCUCGGCAGCCAAAAGAGGCGGCACCAUGGUUCUGCUUUUAACUGCCAAUAUAUCAGCCGCAGGAGCGCAGGUUGUGGCCUUUGUUGCAUGGCUAGUGCAGUUCUACCAAUAUCUCAUACACAACGUGCUUCUCACCGAGCACCAGCAGCAACACUGGUAUAGUACUGGGCUGGCUUCUCUGGGCUAUAGCUUCUACUUGGUCGUGAUUUCCACCAUUGUGGUGCUGCUCAACAUAACGAUUCUCCUUUAUGCCAGACGUCGGGAGAGCCGCGAUCGCCGUCUUCGCUUGGAGCCGGAAAGCAAGGACAAGCAUCAGGCCGCCAUAAUGCUGUACUAGGAAAGGCAGCAGGAAGCAAUCCUAAAUGGACCUCAAAUAAUCUACUCGAAUAUGGGGAAGAGUAGCGACCACCAAGUAAUCUCAGUGGCUCAAAUGCUUGUGCCUUACCGCCUUUGCUUGCCAAGAAGAAGGCCCAUACACAUACUUACACCAACAUAUACCGCAUACGCACAUAUUUAUAUAUAUACCUAUAUUUACCGAAUAUUUAUACAUACCAACACGCGUGAAAGCUGAAAUACCUCAGCGUCCGGCUGAAGUCAAUUGAAUGAACAAACUUGACGGAACAAAGCAUUUGAAUAUCUCUUUAUGCUUAUACAUUUUAUAUACUCGAAUGACCUUUGCUUACUCUAUUUUCGAUACCUUGUACGUAUAUACAUAUGUAAAAACUUAUGUACAUUAUGCUGCUCUUUUGCAGCCAAGCAUUUUUGAUGUGUAUACAAAUA